Messenger RNA from Sclerotinia trifoliorum, 2648 nucleotides. The record is from the annotation of a GenBank genome assembly. NCBI's taxonomy places the organism in Eukaryota, Fungi, Ascomycota, Leotiomycetes, Helotiales, Sclerotiniaceae.
UCUCACGACAGGUUUUGUGCAAUAGUAGGUAGUGAAGAUAUUUUUAUUCUCCGAGUAAUCAUUUUUUUCAAUUGAAUAAAUAUCUGUUGUUCCCUUUGUUUCUCUUGUCUUAAUUUUCAUUUCUUCAUUCAUUCAUAUGAAAUAUCCAUCUUAAUUAAAUACUGAGGUCACCAUUGUUAAGGAUCUAGACUAGUUGAAGUCUGAUAAGCUCAUCUCUCCAUACCUCGAGAACUAUAAACACAAUUACAACCACAACCACAACCACAACCACAACUAUCAAUUGAGAGAAACCACAAAAUCACAGCCAUGAAUGAGGCGGAUCGAGAACUAGUGCGCGCUGAGCAUGAUGCUUCACCAGAACGAUUUUCCGUCGAAUCACCAAUUCAUUCCCCUGUACCUCGCCACCCCUCCCACGAAAUUGAACGUAUUCCAACCGCAUCCUCUAUCUCGACCACUUCAUCCGAUGCAUCCUCACGUCGUCCUACAAUUUCUCGAGCUCCCACUCAACGCGAUUUAGAAACUCAUCCAACUGUGAUAUCUCGGAUUCAAACUGCACGUUCGCAACAUUCAGGGACCGUAGGAAGAAGUGUUUCUAAGAAGAGUAGUAAGAUUGGAAGGAUAUUCAGUACAAAAGAGAAGCCAUUACCUUCGAUGGGAUUAGGAAAGGAUUAUCCACCUGCAUUGCCUGCUCGAGAGGAAUACGUAGUGGAGUUUGAUGGUCCGGAUGAUCCACUGCAUGCGGUUAAUUGGCCGAUGAGGAAGAAGUGAGUAGUUCCUAGUACUUCAAUGAGAACAAACCUAAUGACUUUUCAAUAGGAUCCUCACAGCAGUAAUGUUAGGAUAUACAACAUUAGUAUCAGCAUUUACAUCGAGCAUUUUUUCAACAGCUACUAGAGUGGUAGCUGCACAAUACAAUGUUUCAACUGAAGUUGGAAUAUUAGGAUUAUCGUUUUAUGUUUUAGGGUUCGCUUUUGGACCUAUUUUAUGGGCUCCAUUAUCAGAAUUGAAGGGAAGAAGGUUACCAAUUGUUCUAUCUAUGUUUGGAUUUUCUGUCUUUCAGGUUGCAGUUGCUGCUGCGAAGGAUUUACAAACAAUUUUGAUUUGUAGAUUUUGGGGAGGUAUGUAUACCUUUUUUCGCUUGAUAAUUUGGCAUAUUCUAAUUCAUUUGAUGAUUAGGUAUUUUUGGUGCAGCCCCUUUAGCAGUUGUUGCUGCGGUUUUUUCGGAUAUGUUCGAUAAUAAAACGAGAGGACUUGCUAUUACUGUCUUUUCCAUGACCGUCUUUACUGGUCCACUUCUCGCCCCUUUUAUUGGUGGAUUCAUAGUAGAAUCUCAUCUCGGAUGGCGCUGGACUGAAUGGUUAGCUGCUAUAAUGGGUUUCACGGCAUUCAUCUUGGAUUUCCUCUUCCUUUCCGAAACAUAUCCACCAAUUAUCUUGAUCGAAAAAGCAGCAGAACUCAGAAGAAGAACAAAGAAUUGGGGAAUUCACGCUAAACAAGAAGAAAUUGAGAUCGAUUUCCGUGAAUUAAUCACUAAGAAUUUCUCUCGUCCUCUAAGACUUUUAGCUACGGAACCUAUCGUUCUUCUUCUUUCUAUCUACAUGGCAUUUAUCUACGGUCUCCUUUAUCUAUUUCUCACAGCUUAUCCAAUCGUCUUUCAACAAAUCCAUGGUUUUACUGGUGGUGUAGGUGGUCUUCCAUACUUUGGUAUGAUCAUUGGAAUGAUAAUCGCCGGUAUUUAUGUCGCUUCAACUCAACCAUCAUAUAAUCGAAAACUCGCAGCAAAUAACGGUAUCCCAAUUCCUGAAUGGCGUCUUCCACCCGUGAUCGCAGGAGGUAUAAGUUUCGCAGCGGGGCUUUUUUGGUUUGGUUGGUCAGGUUAUAGAGCUGAUAUUCAUUGGAUUGUUCCUACACUUUCUGGCCUUUUAACAGGUUUUGGACUUUUGGCAAUUUUUCUUCAAAGUCUUAAUUAUCUUGUCGAUGCAUAUCUUAUGUUUGCUGCUUCAGCUAUUGCAGCAAAUACAUUCUUGAGAUCAUUGGCAGGAGCUGGAUUUCCUCUAUUCUCACAAUAUAUGUUUAAGUCUUUGGGAAUUAAUUGGGCGGGUACAUUAUUGGGUUGUGUAGCAUUAGUGUUGGUACCGAUACCAGUUUGUUUUUAUAUUUAUGGGGAGAGGAUUAGGAGAAAGAGUAAAUUUGCACCGGUUUUUCCGGUACAGCAGAGACCAAGGGAUGAAGAGGAGGCAGGGAGUGAAAGUGUGAGUGGGAAUGGGGAAGUUGAUAGGGAUGUUAAUGGAAGGGAGAAGGGUGAGGAGGUUAGGAUUUGAUGUGAGCGGGAAAUGGGCAUGAAGUUGACGGAUUAUGAUUUCACGAAUGAGAGGUGGUAGACACUUUCAGCCUGGGCAGAUGUUAAUAUUUUAUAAUGGGUUAAAAGGAUGAAUGAUGGGUGAUGGAAAGAAGAGAGAUAAAGUUCAUACAGAAGGGAUGAAAUAAUAUUUAGACGGGAAGAGGAAAACCUAAAAGGGGAAAAGGAAAUAAGCGAUAUCCAAGGAGUUUUUGAGGGAAACAAGAAAACAAAUACUUGUUUUUUAUGAAAUAAGAUAUUGUAUUAUAUAAAAUAAAAUGAGAGAAGGUUGAUGAAUGAAAUAUAUAUA